This is a messenger RNA of Drosophila willistoni, 4686 nucleotides long. It is a transcript of the gene app, whose product is annotated as palmitoyltransferase app. NCBI's taxonomy places the organism in Eukaryota, Metazoa, Arthropoda, Insecta, Diptera, Drosophilidae. The transcript has 10 exons. Gene Ontology annotation, molecular function: protein-cysteine S-palmitoyltransferase activity. Bases 1810 to 4203 code for a protein of 797 amino acids. The record is from RefSeq and is a predicted model, not a curated record. Gene Ontology annotation, cellular component: endoplasmic reticulum; Golgi apparatus. Gene Ontology annotation, biological process: protein targeting to membrane; peptidyl-L-cysteine S-palmitoylation.
CCCAAAACUUUAAAACAAUAAGCAGAGGAAAAAAUAACAGAUGAAAAAAGUUUAAGUGCAAGUCGUAAAAGAUACAUUUAUUAAUAAUUUAUAGAAAACAAAAGAAACAACUUGAACUGGAAAAAAAAUCGAUGAAUUUUCAAUGUAUGAAUCGAAUUGAAAUUGUCUCUCGAGAUAUGAUCGAAAAGUGUUUUGAGGCCAAUGUUGUUGAUGUUUUUGUUGUCCCAGCCGCUGCCUCUGUCACUGCCAUUGUUGUUGUUGUUGCUGCCGUUGCUGCUAAAGCUGAAAGCGUUUAACUGUUUCUUGAUUGCUGUUCAACGAGCAAAAGGACGCUCGAUUCAAUCUGGAUCGCCGCCGCCGCCGCCGACGCCAAUUUUAACUACUCUUUGAGGCGCCACCACUGGCGCACACAGCAGCAAGCGGAUAAUUGAAUCAUAAAGGACACGGACACGGGCACGGAUACGAAUUUGCGAAUUGAGUUGCGUCUCUGUGUGCGUGCCACGGCAAGGCAGGGUAAGGCAAGGCACGGUGUGUGCCGUCCUAAAAAGUUCGGCAGCGGAAAAUGCUAACAAAGCCGAGCAAAUAAUUGUUGUAGUGAAACACGCGGAGAACGCGGGACAGCGAACAACGACGCUGAGAAGUAAAAGGCGAAGACGAAAGUGUGCAGCGAAGAGGCGGAAGAAAAACGCGAUAGACCAUUGCUAAGGAUACGGCUGCAGGAAAAUGACAGCCAUCCUGCUUUAAUUAAACUUGCCAAAAAACCGGAGGAUGGGGGUGCGAGAGAGCGCACAGUGUGAGUGCGAAUGCGAGUGCUACGAGUACGGGUUUGAGUUCGAGUUCGAGUUGUUGGUGCCUGGCAGUCAAAAACCGGUGAAAAGGGGAGAAAAUUGAAACGAAAUGUCGCUGAUGCCGUGGACCGUGGACAACACAACAAAGUGGACGAAAUUGCUUUUGGAACAGCCAAGAGCGAGAACGAGAACUGACAUUAGUUUUGAUUAAAUUCACAUUUUACACACGACAACUUAACACAAACAACAACAACAACAAAAAUUACCCAAAAAGCAAACAAAUCUAAAACACUAAAACUCAAAGCCAAGGAAAGGUAAAGUUCGGCGGACAGUAGAGGUGAAGAACUAGAAGAAGGUGAAGCGGCUCUAUGCUUGGCAGUUGAAUUUUACGCUUGAAGUAACCGCAAACAAGGUAGAAGGGAGCCACCCUUUACCCAUUCGCCCACUAAAACUUGCCCAACUCUCUCUCCUGCUGCUGUUGCUGCUGCUGUGUGAACUCGUAAUUGAGUUUUGCAUGCCGCAAGUAAUACAAGGAAGACGAAGUCGUCGCCUCCGUACCCGGUCCCCCAUUAACAGCUACACAUGAACACGCCGCAGUGACAGUGACAGUGACGUGGACAGUGUGUAUGAGUGGGAGUGAAAGAGAGGGAGCAGCGCAGAGAAGAGACAUUGAGGAGACACACACACAGGACACAGGGAAAUUUCGUCAACUGCAGCCAAGCGGUGUGUCAUCAUCAAGAGCCAUCAUCAACGCACCCACAAAAACCAAAUUGGCUGCCGCAAGGAUUGCCUUGCACCCACAUUCGAAAACCAACCAAGUACCAAGCACACGAAAUAUCCUCAGAGUGCUACGUCAGCCCAUAUCAUCGUCAGCUACAACUACAGAGACCACUACCACCACAACAAGGAGGAGGGAGCACUACUGGGCAUUAAACGUUGUUGUCGUCGUCGCAACCCCCCACUCUAUCACCCUCCUCUUCAACAAAAAAUACGGGAGACCAUCAUCAGUACGGCAUAGGAGAUGAAUCUAUUGUGCUGUUGUUGUUGCAGUAACAUGGCACCAAACCAGCGCGUCACACGCAAAUGGGAACUAUUUGCCGGACGCAAUAAAUUCUACUGCGAUGGAUUACUAAUGUCCGCACCCCACACGGGCGUCUUCUACUUGACGUGCAUCCUGAUCACCGGCACCAGUGCUCUCUUCUUUGCCUUCGAUUGCCCAUUUCUGGCUGAACGCAUCAAUCCAGUUAUUCCUAUUGUUGGCGCUAUACUCUACUUCUUUACAAUGAGUUCCUUGCUGCGCACAACCUUCACAGAUCCUGGCGUCAUACCGCGUGCCUCCAAUGAUGAGGCUGCCUAUAUUGAAAAACAAAUUGAGGUGCCAAACUCACUGAAUAGUCCCACAUAUCGGCCACCGCCACGCACCAAGGAGGUCCUGGUCAAGGGUCAGACGGUCAAACUGAAGUAUUGCUUCACCUGUAAAAUCUUUCGACCGCCACGUGCCUCGCAUUGCAGUUUAUGUGAUAAUUGCGUGGAUCGCUUUGAUCAUCAUUGUCCCUGGGUGGGAAACUGCGUGGGCAAACGUAAUUAUCGGUUCUUUUAUUUGUUUCUAGUCUCAUUGGCAUUUUUAGCUGUAUUUAUAUUCUCAUGCUCUGUGACGCAUUUAGUUUUAUUGAUGAAAACCGAACAGGAAGUCUUCGAAGUAAUAAAGAAGGCUCCCUUCACUGUGAUUGUUGUGUUCAUUUGUUUCUUUUCCAUUUGGUCUGUCAUUGGCCUGGCUGGAUUUCACACAUAUCUAACCACAAGCGAUCAGACAACAAACGAGGAUCUCAAGGGCUCCUUUUCAUCAAAGGGCGGUCCGCGUACACAGAAUCCGUAUUCGCGUGGCAACAUUUGCUUAAACUGCUGUCACAUUCUAUGUGGACCCAUGACGCCCUCGCUAAUUGACAGACGCGGCAUAGCCACCGAUGAGUAUAUACAACAGAUGCACCAUCAGUCCAGUCCCAGGCAUGCAUUAAGCGAUGUGAUGAGCGCCUCCCAUAUGGUGACCACAGCUCAGCCGAUGCUCGGUGUGGGUGGUAUAAGUGGUGCCGGUGGUGGCGUUAGUAUAGGUGGCGCUGAAUUGAAGCCACGUUUCUACGAUGAGUCAAAUCCCUCCUCAUCGACAUUGGAGGGCAAUGGAGCAGCUGCUGCCAUCAAUGGUCAUGCCCAUGCCCAUGCUGGGAAUGGAAACGGCUUUGAGCGACCGCCGCCCAGUUAUGAUUUGGUUCAGAAUGGUAAGUCACGCAAACAGCAUCAAAGGUGCUCACUGCAAACUUUGCUGCCAGCCAGCGCCCAGCACCAGUUCAAAGCGAACAAACACAAGCAACUUAAGCAACAACAUCAGCACCAACAACAACAACAACAGCAACAACAACAAUUGCAUCAUCAUCACCAUCAUCAGAAGCAACAGUUAAUGGCAGCCGAAUUGCAAAUGGCUCAACAGGACGGAGUGGCAAGCAGUCAUCAUCAUUCACCAUCUUUAAUGCGUUCACCGGCAACAUCGUCGUAUAGAUUGAAUCUGAAACGCUCCCUGCACCUGCCGCUGACGCCGUCAUACGAUGAUGUGCGCAACUCACCACUGCCGCUGCUCCAUCAUCAUGUUCAUUCACAGCAGACAACGGCCAUUGGCAGUGUGUCAGUGGCGACAGCAACGGCAGGCGGCGGCGGCAUAGGAAUUGCCAGCGGCGGCGGUAGUAGUAGUAGUGUUGCUGGUGGCGGUGGCGGUGGCGGAGGCGGUGGCGGUUCAUCAUCAUCGACAACAGCACCGACCUCAGUAUCAGUAUCAGCAUCAAUGGCAACUGCAGCGCCACCAUUGGCACCACCGCCGCCGUUGGCACCGCGACGCCCAUCGACGCUUCAGCUGCAGGGCAGUGGAGCGAUAUCGGCCAGUAAUACGACCUUAACCACAAUACACACAUCGGCUCCACAGGCGCCGGCGCCCAGCGAUUUUAAAUACUAUUCCCCGCAACGCAGCACCGACUCGAAUCUGAUGCGAAACUAUCCAUUCCCGAAGGCGGCGCGUGGUAUGCGCCGUCAGUCAACUCAAUCGGUGGACUCGCAAAAGGUCAACAUUGCCGGCUAUCAGCCGUUGCCAAUGCGGGCCCGUUAUAAGCAUCAGGAGGUUAUGUUUGAACUAAAAUCACCGACCAAUCGGCUAACAAUUCGUGAAUGCGAUUUUGGCGGUGGCGGUGAGCCCUGCGACGAUGAUCAAUCGAUUAAGGAUAGCCAGAUCUUUCGUGUUAGUAAACGAAAUCUUUAUAUGAAUCACCGUUCGCCAUGGAAGGAGCGGGAUCGUUAUUCGAAUCUGUACGAGUAUUCGUUCAACAUAGAUCUAAACUCGAUUAUCGAGGAUGCUGCGGGCAGUGACUCGUCAUAGUACGCAGUUAUUAGCUGCCAGCAAAUAAUGAUAAUAGCAAUUAUUACUAUCCUAUCACUGCCGCCAUUAAUGGACCGCAAGUCCAUGGCAUUCAUGGGUUCUGUGGGUUCAAUGUGGCCAUUGACUACAUUUUUUAUUGGUUGUUAAAUGCUGUACAUAUAUGUAUAAUGAGGGAAUGAAUAGCCCCCGAAAAGCCCCAUCCCCCUUUUCGCAUUACCUGUUGAAUUUCUCAAUAUUAAUCUCUCUCUCUCUCACUCUAUUUCUGCAGGCCAAGCAGGCCUAGGCACUAUAUAUACAUAUAUAUACCUACCAUAUAUAGUAGUUAGAAACAUUAAACAGAUUGUGAUUAAGAAUAGAUGGCCCUAAGUCGGCUUAGCCGAUCUAAUAAAUAUGAAUAUUUAAAUAAUGUUUUCCGAUUUUAAAACUCACUCAUUCUUCAUAUAUGUGAAUUUUACGAAUUGAAAUGAACAAUUGGUGCUUGCU